Messenger RNA from Eremomyces bilateralis CBS 781.70, 1300 nucleotides. RefSeq lists its product as uncharacterized. Lineage: Eukaryota; Fungi; Ascomycota; Dothideomycetes; Eremomycetales; Eremomycetaceae. The transcript has a single exon. The record is from RefSeq and is a predicted model, not a curated record. Bases 397 to 1077 code for a protein of 226 amino acids.
CCACAACUCCACGCUUACCCACUCAACUAGAGUUACCUGACUUCCCCUCAAUUCCGUUGUCUGCAUCAGACUGGAAUAUCAGAUUGAACUUGGAAGACAGCUCGUUGUUCAAUUCUGUCAUAUUCCUUUCUGGCUGAGGUUACACACCGAUGUCGACUAUAACUCGUUAUGACCAUCCCCGGUUGCUUCUUCCAUUAUCGCCAUUUCAUCCAUACAUCUGGGUUCAGGCCGAUUGAAUGAAGCUGAUGAUAACACCCCAACUCAACUGGCGACCUGGUUAUUAACCUGAGCGACAUCAUGUUUGUGGAGAACAGCGAUUGAGACACCAUUGCUCCUCUACUUCCCUUCGAAAUCCUCCUGAAGCCGGCUAUCAUCAGCUUCUAAUAGAAGACGACCAUGGCCGAUUCACCGACAUCUCCUUUGUCCUCCUCCUCCUCCUCCUCAUCCCCAUCCACCCUCUCAACCUCCAUCUCUCUGCCCCUCUCCUCCUCCACCCUCCUCAACCCCGUCCCCCUCCCCUCCACCUUCACCCUCAACCCCCCCCUCACCAACCUCACCACUACCCCCACCUCCACCACCAAACCCGCCACCACCCCUCACCGCCCCGGCGCCCCGCCCUUCGACCCAAACGAACAGCGUGAAUCCAGCCUCCUCAACUACUAUUUCGUCUUCCUCGCCCUCCUCAUCGCCUUCGUCGGCCUCGCCAUCUGGAUCGUCCACCGGCGCAAGAAACGCCGCAAGCAGCGCCUCCUCGCCCGCGGUCAGCACGCCCUCGCCCGCGACCUCGAGGGCUGGACGAGUCGGAGACGGUGGUAUCGGGGGGGUUGGCGGAUUGGGGAGGUGACGCCGAGGAGCCAGGCAGAGGGGUUGAAUGAGUUGGGGGAGGCGCCGCCGCCGUAUACUUCGAGUGAGGGGGGAGCGGAGGAGGGGGGAAGGCCCGGGACUGUGGAGAGGAGGGAGGAGGUGGAGUUGGUGGAGAGGCCGAGGGCGUUGCAUGCGAGGGGGGGUUCGCUGCCGCCGGAUUAUGCAACGUCGACGGCUUCACGGAGUACAGUGGGGAUCAAUCGGGGUGGAUAGGAUGUUUGCGGGGUGGCUCCGUGCUGGCUUUUAUUGGGGAGGGAUGCGGGAUUACGGAUAUGGAUCCGUCCAUUGUCUUCACGGGAUUAUUUUAUGAUGGGCAUAGCGAUUGGUGUUUGGGGACGGGGUUGGUUGCCAUUCGCUUUCUACAAAGUGUAUUGUACAGACUUUUAAUACAUGACGACGGUAACGACUAUAAAUGACAUGGGAUUCGGCGUAUCUA